AUGGGUCUUCGAUUUUCUUCUUUUCUGUCUUAUUCAGCAGCUUCUUCCGGUCCCACUCUCGGUGAUUUACCGGAGAGUUGCGUCGCUUCCAUUAUCGGUUACAUGGAUCCUCCUCAGAUCUGUCAACUUGCGACAUUGAAUCGAGCUUUUAACGCUGCUUCUUCUGCUGAUUUUGUUUGGGAAUCGAAAUUGCCUUCUAAUUAUCAUCUUAUUCUCAACAAAAUCUUUAAUCAUUUUCCGCUUGAUUUGGGUAAACGCGAUAUUUACGUUUCCCUUUGUCGCCUCAAUGAUCUUGACAAAGGCACCAAGAAAGUUUGGCUUGAUAGAGGGAGUGGUAAGCUUUGUUUGGCUAUUUCAGCUAACAAGGGACUAUCGAUAACUGGGGUUGAUGAUAGGAGAUAUUGGAAUCAUAUUCUUACUGAAGAAUCUAGAUUCAGUACUGUUGCAUACCUUCAGCAUACCUGGUGGUUUGAAGUGGAGGGGGAAGUUGACUUCCCAUUUCCUGCUGGGACAUAUAGCUUAUUCUUCAGAGUACACCUUGGGCGAGCCCACAAGAGGUUUGGACGUCGUGUCUGCAACACUGAACAUGUUCAUGGGUGGGACAAAAAGCCUGUGCAAUUCCAACUUUGGACUUCUGAUGGGCAAUACGUUGCCUCCCAAUGUUUUCUGAAAGGACCUGGCAAUUGGACUUUUUACCAUGCAGGCGAUUUCACUGUUGCGGAUGGCAAUUCAUCAACCAAAGUCAAGUUCUCUAUGACUCAAAUUGACUGCACUCACACUAAAGGUGGUAUCUGUUUGGAUUCUGCGUUUAUUUACCCAAGCGAAUUCAAAAAGACUAAGGCAUUUUUAAAUUGCUUAUAA
Messenger RNA from Vicia faba (fava bean), 861 nucleotides. Lineage: Eukaryota; Viridiplantae; Streptophyta; Magnoliopsida; Fabales; Fabaceae. The record is from the annotation of a GenBank genome assembly.